Messenger RNA from Eleginops maclovinus (Patagonian blennie), 706 nucleotides. RefSeq names its product late endosomal/lysosomal adaptor, MAPK and MTOR activator 3 (gene lamtor3). Lineage: Eukaryota; Metazoa; Chordata; Actinopteri; Perciformes; Eleginopidae. Gene Ontology annotation, biological process: cellular response to amino acid stimulus; positive regulation of TOR signaling. The coding region runs from base 148 to 522 and encodes 124 amino acids. The record is from RefSeq and is a predicted model, not a curated record. Gene Ontology annotation, cellular component: Ragulator complex. The transcript is spliced from 7 exons.
AUUAAUACCAACGAAGAAGAAAGCAUUUGCGCAGGCAGCGGUGUUGCGCAGCAGUGACUCUCCUCAACAUUUUUACAAGCUGUCAUGUGAUUGCUUAGUGGUUGUGUUUCUGUAGAGUGUAAGCUGCUGACCACUCUGCGUUUCAUCAUGGCUGAUGAUUUGAAGAGAUACCUGUACAAACAGCUGCAAAGUGUGGAAGGUCUGCAUGCUGUGGUGGUGACAGACAGGGAUGGAGUCCCAGUUAUCAAAGUUGCCAAUGACAACGCCCCGGUGCACGCUCUGAGGCCGGGCUUCCUGUCCACCUUCGCUCUAGCCACAGAUCAGGGCAGCAAGCUGGGCCUGUCCAAGAACAAGAGCAUCAUCUGCUACUACAACACCUACCAGAUCGUGCAGUUCAACAGGUUACCACUGGUCAUCAGCUUCAUCGCCGGCAGCAACGCCAACACAGGUCUCAUCAUGAGUCUGGAGAAGGAGUUGGCCCCCCUCAUAGAGGAGCUGAGGCAGGUGGUGGAGGUCACAUAAGCUCCAACAGACCUCCUCUUCAUCACGUUACAUUAUGAUGGAACUCCUCUUCACGUCUCCAUCUGUUGACUUUGCUUUCUACUCCUUUCUGCUUCUGAUCAGCUUUUUAACAGACACAACCAUGUUUAUAUGUCCAAUCAAACAUCAGCAACACCCAAUAAAUGUUUACUGCGAACAACUUCAA